AUGGCUUUCAGAUGGACGCUGCUUCCGGCUACGCUCUUCGGCGUUCUUGUGUCCCUCAGCGUAUUCUUGCCGUCGGCCGAGGCCGGGUGCUGUCCCAACGCGUGCUCGGGCCACGGGACCUGCACAGUAGACGACGCGUGCGUCUGCUACAGCAACUGGCAGAACGGCGAAGAAUUUUUCGAGACCGGAGACUGCUCGGACCGCACUUGCCCGUAUGAGAUCGCCUGGAGUGACUUCCCAGACGACUCUGGGGCCCACCAUACGUACGCCGAGUGCGCCAACAAGGGGACCUGCGACCGUACCACUGGGGAGUGCGUAUGCUUCGAGGGGUACGAAGGGAAGGGCUGCGCCCGCAUGUCGUGCCCCAACGACUGCUCCGGCCACGGCCGGUGCAUGUUCGCGGACGACCUCCCGUACGGCGUUAACCUGGGGUCCUUCUACCACGACCAGAACAACAACACGGACCACCUGGGCGAGCUCGGAGACACCAACGGCAAUGACGCCGUGACGUUCGAGUACCACGGGUGGGACGAGGGCAAGACCCGCAUGUGCCGCUGCGACCCCGGCUACGAGGGGGUAGACUGCUCGUACCGCUCCUGCCCCCAGGGGAAUGACGUCAUGGUGGAGAGGCUCAACCGCGUCGCCUCCGUCAAGUAUCAGAAGCAGGCCAUCUGCCUGUACAGCUCGGGGACAGCCUUCUCGGGGACCGAGUUCUGGUCCUGGGACUACAACGCGAACAACCCGAUUGUGCAAAGGUAUAGCGCUCUCUCGCUCAACUUCACGGGGCAGACGUUCGCCCUCACCUUCACCUCGGCUAAGGAGGAGCGGUUCACGACCAUCCCAAUCAACCUCGACGGCGACGGCUACACGACCAUGCCCUACGUGACGGCGGACUACAUCAAGAGCGCCCUGGAGGGCCUUCCCAACGGCGUCAUCGACUCGGUUCAGGUGGACGUGGCCUACAACGCGACCGGGUCGGUGAUCGCCGGGGAGGUGAUCGAGGAGUACCCCUGCGACGAGCUCAUCGUGGUCACGUUCGACGGCGCACAGGUCCAGGGAAACCAGCACCUGUUGGAGGUCGAGUGGAGGCCCUGCGGUGACGGUUGCACCCCCAAGCUCGACGGCCUCCCGCUGUCCACCAUCGACACCCAGUUCGACAACCUACCCUACACCAUCGGGGCGCACCGGUCGUACGUGCAGCAGAUCCAGUCGGCGGACUACGAGUCCUACGUCUGCGGUGGGCGCGGGAAGUGCGACUACACCACGGGGGAGUGCGCGUGCUUCACGGGGUACUACGGCCUCCACUGCGAGACGCAGACCGCGCUCAUCUGAUCCUUGCGCUUGUCGGCGUCAAUAGUGCUCAUCUGAUCCUUGCGAUUGUCGGCGUCAUGAGCUCUCCGGGGGGAUUUUUGAAGUGGAACUAGUCCGUCCACAGUGUUUCGUUUCUUCUAGGGGCGAGGACAGAACAUCUGUAGGCUUACCCCGUGAGAAAACUCUUUCCGAUGACGCAACACAGCGAUUGACAGGGGAUGCUGGGCCUGGUUCAGUCUGAGAUAACGGCAGCUUGUCGCAACACGUGCAGCCAGCCAUGGAUGGUACCCUCCGGUCUUACAAUAGUCUAGUGUAUUGAUCUCGGCGAACAGUCAUCGAGGCUAAUUGGGUCGGCCGUCGUCGUCCGCGUUCUGGUCAUCCACGGAGGGGUUCUUUUCUUUGUUGUUAAUAUUCCGGAAAUAGUAAGCUUUAGACUAUGCGUGGAUGAUCAAAAAGGCGUUCACAUGCCAACCGCCCGCGUGCGUGGCCGUCAUUCUUUUCUCUCUUUCAAUCCUUGUGCUUGCUUUCGUCUCCUCCUCCGCUUGAACUAUUUUUUUCCCUCCUGCGUUUUGUCGUGGGGGCUCUCGGAUUGUCUCAAGAAGUUGGUUCGACAUUUUUUGUAAGAGGGAUUCGAGCAUUGGCCUGUCUAGAUUUGUAUGUACCGUACAAGACUGCGGAGUGAAGGUGAUUCAGAAGGGCAAUGGCUAUGUACCCUAAGAAAAUGCUCAAAAUGCGCUCCGGCGCGGUGCAUGUCAUCCAAUCCGCGAAAGGAAUUUAGCCUUGCGGUGGCGGCUGGCUCUUUAUUCUCUUGUUGGACCUGGUUACGACGCUUGUGUAGACAUCGACCAUCGUAACUGGAUGCGAUGCCGGUGUGCUUGGUGAGAGGACAGUAGAAGCCUUAGGCUCGAAUUUCGUGAUGGCGGACGACUAUUGUUUUUUCUAUUUUAGAGGCUGUUAGCGCAUGCUAUGUGCUCCGGGGACGUUGGCACAAAACACACACAUCCAACACCCUUCGUGUAGCACGCGCUGGAGG
Ectocarpus sp. CCAP 1310/34 is the source of this 2344-nucleotide messenger RNA. Lineage: Eukaryota; Phaeophyceae; Ectocarpales; Ectocarpaceae. The record is from the annotation of a GenBank genome assembly.